GGAGCCACUUAAGUGCAUCAUCGCUCUCACCGCGAGGCGCAGCUUAGGAUUGAUUCCUUUUGAAGAAUCUGCCCAGUCUCGGUAAUAGCCUAUGUAUGUACUUACAGGGGUUGACGUCAGGUUACACAGGGCUUCAAGCUUGUUUUCGCCCGGAGCAGCAGAUAAUAAAUUGCCCCGCUCCAAUUGCGACGCACUAACAACACCACCAUCAUUGGCACUGCAUCAUAGUGUACAUGGUGUACAUAAUGCGCCUAAUACUCGCCCUUGCCCCUCCCCUUCCCCCCCUUCCCCCCAACCGCCGUGAAUUAUUGUGCUACUGUUCUGCCGUUCUGCCGUUCAUUACUCAUAGCUUCCCAACUUCGACACUUCUUGAAUCAGUUUAGAGUUUGAUCCGUUUCCCAACUACACAAACUUAUCAAUUUACACUCUCACACUUAUCACACACUUAUCACACUUACUAGUAGUAAGUUACUACCCACUAACACGCGCCAACAAUGUCCGCGUACGACCCUUAUGACCCUCCCCCGCGCGAGUAUUCCCGUCGGGUUUACCAUGAAGAUCGCCGUGAGAGGGCAAGUCCCCGGUACGCCGAGACUCAGGAAACAUACUACAGGGUAAAUCCAACGAGCCGCACCGCACUUGUGCCUCGAACGAGGGAAGAUAGUGACCAGCUUUCCGUCGAGGAAGUUAAUAGAGACUUUCCCCCUCCUGGUUACUCCCGAGAUAUCCGUAGGGCCAAAUCCGCCGACCCUGGUUACGAUGAUUACUACUACGACUCCCGCCGCCACGACGGUGCACGGGAUCACCGUCCUCGUAAGAAGCCCGCUAGUGUUUAUUACGAGGAGGAGGAGAGAGCCCGCAAGCGCGUACUAUCUAAGCAAGAAAAGAUCAUCGCCGCUGUCGCCGGUGGUCUCCUCGCUGCUGGCGCCAAAGAGCUAUGGGAUCGCCAUGAAGCAGAGAAGGAUGGCGUCGAAGUUCAACGCAACAUAGCCGCCUCCGCUGCUCUUGGCGCUGCCGGCGCGCUUGCCGGCUACCAAGGAGUAGACUAUUACAGCAAGCAUGCCAAUAAAGAUGACAAAAAGUCAACCUACAUUGUUCACAAAGGACGAGACGGUAAAGUUGUCGAGUACUAUUCCGACGAGGACGAUGACGACUCCAGACACCAAAAAGGCAACAAGUCUUUUCUUGAAAACGCCCUGGCCGCUGCUGGUCUGGGAGGAGCUAUCAAGGCCUUGACCGGUGGCGGUUCUGAGAGGGAUUCAAGAAGUCGCCGCGGUAGUCCAGAUUCGUACCGUUCGCGAGGUAGCACAAAGAGCUCGAAGGAUACUCCUGCGGCUAGAAUGCAAAAGGCCGCCAAGGCGUCGCUCGUCGCAGGCGCCGCAGAGGCUUUCCGUGUUGCGAAGGAGCCUGGCGGAUGGAAGGGAGAGAAGAUGAAGCGAGUUCUUACCGCGGCUGCUGGUGCUGCAACCAUCGAUGCUGCUCAUGAUCCUUCCAAGGAUGGCAAACGCCACCUUGUGGAAUCCGUUAUCGGUGGCCUUCUUGGCAACCGCAUGCUCAAUGGCUCCAGAAAGGACAUCGAGGAGGAUCGAAGUACAGGUCGGAGCAGGUCCCGCUCUCGUGCCCGCUCUCGUGCACGCUCCGAGGGUGGCGGAGGACCCGGUCUUGCGGCGCUAGCUACGGCAGGCUUGGGUGCUUUGGGUGCCAAAAAGCUUAUCAGCGGCCGGAGUCGGUCUCGAUCCCGUCCUCGCCGGGAUAGUGUCGACUCAUACGAUAGCCGAAGCCCCUCGCCCCCAAGGCGCCGUAGCCGCAGCCGCAGUAUCGUUGAUAAGACACGACGCAGCCUAGCUAAAAUUGGCCUAGGCAAUGACCCUGAUGAUAAGGACGAUGACUAUUAUGACGACCGGUCUUCUCGCCGGAGUCGUCAUAGAAGCCCAUCAGACGACCGCUAUGAUGAUGAUCACAAGUCUCGUGCCUAUAUGAGAGGAGGCCGAGGCCCUGCUAACGACGGUUAUGAUGAUUAUGAUGAGGAGGAGCGUUCUAUUGGUAGUGGGCGACCGCGUAGUUCGUCCCGUUCACGAGGAGAUGGGCGUCAUCGCCGCCACCACCACCAUCGCGACGACUAAUGUACCUAUAUAUCCCGCUGUAAUGCAGCAAGGGGUUUCUUGUGCUACCUGAUUCUUACCUGCGUCACCGAAAACGGGUCCAGGCGUUUGGAGCACCGGCCCUCUUGCAGCACAAGCGCGGAACAGGGACGUCUACCAGUGGACGUUCUCUCGCUAACCGGAUGCCACGGAUUUGCAUCUCUGCUAUCACGAAAUUCGAUUUGGGACUUCGGAACCAGUCAGCGGCCGUAAUGAGGAUGCGCACGGGGGUGAUAACAGGAUCUACAGGGUAUUUUUUUUAUUGGGACUCGGUAGGAUCGAGAUUACAACGGUUCCGACAAGUGGGAAGGACAGAAGGGGGAAAAGUGGCACAGAUUAACGCACGCGUGGCAAGUUGGGAUGGGGAUUUGAUAGAAGAUUCGGUUGGGAAUCGCGAACGGGAUCUAAGGAUACUAUUAUAGGUACACGUACCCGGGGGGGCGGUGUGUAUAAAUGGAGAGAGGAGAGGGGAAAUUGGGGAUGGAGGGAUGCUGCAGGUUUUCUAGAUGUUUGGGUAUUUCCGGGGGUGCUAUACUACAUAUCACCACCUGUUUGAUGAUGACGAUGACGACGUUGAGAUUAUUUCCGAUUGGACGAUAUUAUGAAAGUCUUUUCCCUUUUCUUUAAAAACAAAUAUUUUAUAUAUAUUCUUUCUUUUAUAGAGUCUAUUGCAACCUAAA
This is a messenger RNA of Daldinia vernicosa, 2821 nucleotides long. RefSeq lists its product as uncharacterized. The transcript has 2 exons. NCBI's taxonomy places the organism in Eukaryota, Fungi, Ascomycota, Sordariomycetes, Xylariales, Hypoxylaceae. The record is from RefSeq and is a predicted model, not a curated record. Bases 495 to 2123 code for a protein of 542 amino acids.